Bacidia gigantensis is the source of this 315-nucleotide messenger RNA. RefSeq lists its product as uncharacterized. Lineage: Eukaryota; Fungi; Ascomycota; Lecanoromycetes; Lecanorales; Ramalinaceae. The transcript has 2 exons. Bases 1 to 315 code for a protein of 104 amino acids. The record is from RefSeq and is a predicted model, not a curated record.
AUGCCUGGCACAAGUAACAUUCGCGAUUGGGAUCUCAUCAUCACUGCUCACAUCAACUCAACUACUGUCUUUGGAUGUGGGUCUGAUGCACGUCUUGAAGCCUCUUUGUUGAGAAUCUUGUCUUUUGUCCAAUGUGAGUUUCGAAGAGCAGAUGUGAUACGCGAGUGGAAACAUUGCCACUACUUGGCUUUUCAGACUACGGUCGAGUCAGGGGUGUUUGUGGGUUUGCAACGCGCGGUUUCUAUGCAUGAGCAAGCGUUUUCGUCAGGUGGGGAGUCUGUGGUGUCCAGUAAGGGUUGGGAGUGGUAUUUGUGA